AUGCCACACGGUGGUGAUAGUGGUGGUGAUGUUGCCGGUGCUCCAUCACCCGCGCAAUACCCGUCCCUCCCCGCAACCUUUGCGGCCAAAAAGUCGCGGAUCCUCGCAGACCUCGACCAACCCGAGGGUGCGUACUCGGACAAUUCGCCCAAGGGUACGGUGGACGCGCAGAUCCGCGACCUGAUCGACGAGAUCAAUCGGUACGAGGGGCUCGUGACGACGAGUAGUUGCGCGGGCAGGGUUGCCGUGUUUGUCGAGGGGCCAAGGGUCAAAGGGCGUGGCGAUGACCGCCAAGAUGGCGGGGGUGAUGAGGACGAGGUAGAGACGUGGGCGGGGCAGGAUGGGCAGCGAGGCGGAGGACGUGAGGCAGCACGAGAAGAAGGGGGAGGAGGUGGAGAAAGUCUGAGCGUGGAGGUAAGCGGUAGGGUAGGAAGGGAGAAGACAAUGACGACCUCAACGUCUCCAGGAGGCAAAGGCGGAGGACGCUGGCUUUAUGUCUCGCAUGAUCCUAUUCCUAUCCCUGUCCCUCCUAUACGGAUCGCCAAUGCCACUGCCACCGCAACCACCCCUGCCGACGUCGUUCGGAGCACGGAUGAAGCAGCGAACCCAGCAGCAACCGAGCCGAAGCAAGAAUACUUUUCCAACCUCUUCCACCUGGGUAGCCCAUCACGCUCAUCGCCGUCUUCUUUCCCAGCAUCAUCUCCCCCUCUGGCAUCUCGACCAACACCAUCCCUGACCCUAUCCCUCCUGUCCCCCACGGACCAACCGCCCCAGCUGAUCCACCUGACAUUCUCGCCGCUGAUCCUGCACGUCCACUGCGCGACGCUCCGGCAUGCCCGCCAUGUGCUGGCGGCGGCGGUGAACGCGGGGUUCCGGGAGAGCGGGGUGCAGAGUCUGCGCGCGCUGGACGACGCCGAACACGGCGUCAUGGUUGCCGUGAGGACGGCCGGGCUGGCCUUUGAGACAGUCGUGGGUGUUGUUACCCGAGCACUUCGGGAGGAGACAAUCACCUCUCCUGCGGGCGGUGGGCGGGAAAGGGAAAGUCAGAGCGAGGUGGUGAUGCACAGGGUCGUGAGUGAGGAGUACCUCGCCCUGUGCGCCGCGGUGGUCAACGAGCGGUUCGCGUGGAAUGUCGAGCGUAGGGAACGCUUUCGACGCGAGCUGAAGAGGACGAUGGGCAGGGAGGGAUCGAGUCCCGAUGCAACCCGUGAGAAUAAGACCCGACCUGAGUGGGAAGGCAAGGAACAGCGCAGGAGGCGGAAGAGACAAGAAGGGCUCGAGAAGCAGAGGAUCAAGAACGAAAAGGACACGACGAACAUCACGGCAAGGUAUCGAAACGAGGUCGAGGUGGAGGAGCUGGAUCAGGAUCUCUCAAUGCUGGACCUUGAUUGA
Messenger RNA from Fonsecaea nubica, 1392 nucleotides. RefSeq lists its product as hypothetical. Gene Ontology annotation, biological process: tRNA methylation. Gene Ontology annotation, cellular component: cytoplasm. The coding region runs from base 1 to 1392 and encodes 463 amino acids. The transcript has a single exon. The record is from RefSeq and is a predicted model, not a curated record. Lineage: Eukaryota; Fungi; Ascomycota; Eurotiomycetes; Chaetothyriales; Herpotrichiellaceae. Gene Ontology annotation, molecular function: tRNA methyltransferase activity.